Messenger RNA from Paraphaeosphaeria sporulosa, 717 nucleotides. Its product is annotated as trimeric LpxA-like protein. The transcript is spliced from 3 exons. Bases 1 to 717 code for a protein of 238 amino acids. Lineage: Eukaryota; Fungi; Ascomycota; Dothideomycetes; Pleosporales; Didymosphaeriaceae. The record is from RefSeq and is a predicted model, not a curated record.
AUGUCGCGUCCUGUUGCCAAGAAAGCCGCAGCAAAAGGCGAGUACAUUGAGACGCUUCAGCUACUGUUCCCUUCUAUCACACUAGUUGCAACCCUCCCCUCUAGUGCGCCGUUGACCUCCUACAAGGACUCUGGCAACAAAGUAUCGCGCCGGAGCGCCAUCACCGGAACUGCCAACAUCACCCUCGGCGGCCGCACCGUCAUCAUGGCCGACGUCGUCCUCCGCGGCGACCUUCACUCCACACGUCCCACUGCCUCCAGCUCAGGCAAAGAAGGAACGCCCACUAGUAUCAGCAUCGGAAAGUGUACAGUAGUGUCGACUGGUACCGUGCUCAAACCGCCUUGUAGAAUGAGUCGGGGCGCGCCGAACUUCUACCCGAUGAAAAUUGGCGACAACGUAUUCAUAGGUCCCAACUGCGUGAUCUCAGCUAUCGCAAUAUCUUCACACGUUCAUAUUGGCGCAAAUGUUACUAUUCAUCCCUUCGCUGUUAUCAAAGAAAAUGUCAAGGUUCUCCCUAACACAGUCGUUCCCAGCGCAAUGGUCAUUGCGCCGGGAUCUGUCGUAGGCGGUCGGCCUGCUAGAAUCGUCGGCGAAGUAGGCGAGGGUUGGGGUGUGAGCGGCGGCGGUGCAGGGGGUGGGCUCGGUGUGGGAGGAGGUGGUGAGGAGAAAUGGGUGGAGGGCGGCGACUUGAGAGAGCUGGUAAGGAGCAUCAGAUAA